Ficedula albicollis (Collared flycatcher) is the source of this 2492-nucleotide messenger RNA. It is a transcript of the gene LVRN, whose product is annotated as laeverin. The record is from RefSeq and is a predicted model, not a curated record. Lineage: Eukaryota; Metazoa; Chordata; Aves; Passeriformes; Muscicapidae. Gene Ontology annotation, biological process: proteolysis; peptide catabolic process. The annotation marks the transcript as partial. The transcript is spliced from 20 exons. Gene Ontology annotation, cellular component: cytoplasm. Gene Ontology annotation, molecular function: zinc ion binding; metalloaminopeptidase activity; peptide binding.
GGGGUGCUGCAGCUCCGCGGGCGGCUCCGCGCCGGGCGCCGCUACGUGCUGCAGCUGGGCUUCCAGGGCCGGCUGGAGGAGGACCUCGACGGGCUCUUCCUCACCCGCUACACCGACCGCGGGCAGAGCAGCAUGCUCAUUGCCUCCCAAAUGGAACCAACGUAUGCCAGGAGAGUUUACCCAUGUUUUGAUGAACCUGCCAUGAAGGCCACAUUUAAUAUCAGAAUUAUCCAUGACCCAAGCUAUGUGGCUCUUUCCAACAUGCCUGCUAUUGAUGUGUCUGAAGUGAAGGAUGAAAAUGGAAGCCUGUGGACAGUUACCACAUUUAACACCUCACUGAAAAUGUCAACUUACUUGACUGCUUUUGUGAUUUGUGAUUUCGAUUAUGUCAGCAGAACUGAGCGGGGAAAUGAGAUACGUAUUUGGGCUCGGAAGGAGGCAAUUAAAAAUGGGUAUGUUGACUAUGCUUUAAAUAUCACGGGCCCAAUAUUUUCAUUUCUGGAAGACAUACUGAAUGUCAGCUACCCUCUGCCAAAGACAGAUCUGGUCGCACUGCCUGAUUUUGGAGCAGGUGGUAUGGAAAACUGGGGGCUAAUGAUUUUCCAAGAAGCAGCAUUGAUGAACCUCCCAAGCGAUGAAUUCACAAGCAAGAAGGCAAUUAUUGCCUUAAUAGUGUCACAUGAACUAGGACACCAGUGGUUUGGAAAUCUGGUUACAAUGAACUGGUGGAAUGAUCUGUGGCUUAACGAGGGCCUGGCAUCUUACUUUGAAUACCUGGGAGCUACCUUUGUGGAGCCCAAACUUUCACUGGAUAAAAUCUUUUAUGCUCAUGUUGUACAACCUGUCUUAAGGGAAGACAGUGAAAUAGCUCGAUCACUGUCGGAGAGUGAAGACAAGAUCAAAGGAUCAUUUUCUUUAAUGUCUCUGUUUGACAACAUCACAUACAGCAAGGGGGCUGCUAUAACCUGGAUGCUUUCUAGUUUCCUGACUGAAAAGUUGUUUGUCAGAGCACUUGCUUCGUAUCUGAAAGAAUUUUCCUUCUCAAAUGCUAAUCAAGAUGAUCUCUGGACCCACAUCCAGAUGGUCGUAGAUGCACAGGAUGAAGUUCAGUUGCCAGCACCUGUAAAGCAAAUAAUGGAUUCCUGGACAUGCCAAAAUGGCUUUCCAGUCUUAACAUUAAAUCUGACUACUGGAACAGUCAGACAGGAACAAUUUUUUAAUAAAAACAAUAGAAAGAGUACUGACUCUUACAAUAACACCUGGAUUAUUCCUAUUUCUUGGAUGAGAAAUGGAUCAUCACAACCCUUAACCUGGCUAGAUACAAGCAGCAAAAUGUUUCCUGAAAUGCAAGUGUCAGAAUCAGAAUAUGACUGGAUCUUGCUAAAUGUAAAUUUAAGUGGAUACUACAGAGUGAACUAUGACCAAUUAAAUUUGAAGAGAUUAGCACACUUGCUUGAAAAUGAUCCAAAGGCUAUUCCCGCUGUCAGCAGGUUCCAACUGAUAGAUGAUGUUUUUGCAUUGACAGAAUUCGGAUAUGUUCCAAUUGAAACAGCACUUGAACUAACGAAAUACCUUGCCAGAGAAGAUGAACUCUUCAUAUGGAAUAUGGUAUUGUUAAAUCUAAUACCUGAUAAUUUCGAAAGUACACUGAAGAACCAUGAAGUAUAUCCACUUUUAAAGAAAUACCUUUUAAAGAGAAUGUUGCCAAUAUACCAUUAUUAUGCAGGUUUUAUCCGUCAAAAUGUUGAUGCUUUGGAAGAUGAUUUUUUUGCUCAAAUGUAUUUGGAAAAACUCAUGGCAACAGCGUGCUGGCUGGGCCUCCAAGACUGUUUGGACCUGUCAUCUGAACUGUUUGCUAAGUGGAGGGACAACCCUGAGUACAAAAUUCCCUUUUUAGUUAGAAGAACAGUUUGCUGCUAUGGUGUUGCAGUGGGAACUGAUAAAGAAUGGAAUUUUGCCUGGGAAAUGUACAACCAUACUGACUCCAUUGAGGAAGAUGAAGACAUUCUGCUCUAUGCCUUGAGCUGUACCAAAGAGCCAUGGUUACUUCACAGAUACCUGCAAUAUGGACUCAGUGACACAUUAUUUUCUUCCAAUUGUACUUCAGUCAUCAUCUCACAUGUAAUGACUAAGGAUAUUGGGCACCGUAUAGCCUGGGAAUUUGUUACAGAAAAUUGGCCACUUUUAAGUCAAGGAUAUGGGCAUGAAUUAUUGCAUGAUGUACUAAAAGUCAUGGGAAGAUUUGUCAAAACAGAUGUACAGAUCCAAGAGCUGCAGGUUUUCUAUAAUGCCACUUUGGAAGAGGAUGAGAGAGAGGCCAUUACUACGCUACUGGAAUCUGCAAAACAUGAAAAUGUUGAAAGGAGAAAACUACUAAUCAAAGUUGCCAGCUGGUUAGAGAAAAAUGUAGAUGACUGACUUGGAAAACCAUUUCCAGUAUAUUACAUGUGAUUCACUGUCAUAUCGAUAUUCACUAUAAGCUGUAAUUAAAG